Molecule: messenger RNA, 3120 nt
Organism: Fibroporia radiculosa
Lineage: Eukaryota; Fungi; Basidiomycota; Agaricomycetes; Polyporales; Fibroporiaceae
Exons: 3
Coding region: 1-3120 (1039 amino acids)
Biological process (GO): microtubule-based movement
Molecular function (GO): microtubule motor activity; ATP binding; microtubule binding
Source: RefSeq, a predicted model, not a curated record
AUGGUCGCCGCAGGCUCCAUCACAGUCGCAGUUCGCGUCCGCCCACCAACAUCAUGGGAGGCGGCACGACUUCCUCAAAUGACAUAUGACACUUGCAUCCGAGGCGAAGGCGCACUCUCUGCACCCGCAAGAACAGCUACGACUUCAGCGCCCCUUCGCGACGUCAUCCAGAUUGUCGACGACCGCGUGCUGACCUUCGAUCCCGACGAAAAGGAUCCGUCAAGAGCGUUCGUCGAACGCGGCUUUGUGCCUCCAGGAACAAAACGCUACAAAGACAGACGUUUCAUCUUCGACAGAGUCUUUGACCACCAAGCAAAUCAACAGGGUAUCUAUCGCGACACAGCCAAGCCUCUCUUGAAAAAUCUCUUAGAUGGGUUCAAUGCAACGAUAUUUGCUUAUGGUGCCACCGGCUGUGGCAAGACACACACAAUUAGCGGCACAGAUUCCGACCCCGGGAUCAUCUACCUCACAAUGGCCGAUCUCUUCCAACAAAUAGAGGAUAGACGAGAAGAGGCGAUCGUCGAUGUCACUGUGACAUUUCUCGAGAUCUACAAUGAGGAAAUCCGGGACCUCCUCGCUGAGUCGGGUACUCCUACUCCACGCGGUGGCCUUCAAAUUCGCGAGGACAAGGCUGUGAAAGUCGUUGGGCUGACUGAACUGCGUCCAAGUAAUGCGGAUGAAGUCAAACAGAUCGUAUUGCUGGGCAACUCGCGCAGGACGCAGUCGCCAACACAUGCCAAUGAGACGUCCUCGCGAUCGCAUGCCGUACUCCAGGUGCACGUCACUCAAGCCCCGCGAACUGCCAACAUUACUGAGGAGCGGACAAUGGCAACACUGUCCAUCAUCGAUUUGGCCGGUAGCGAGCGUGCUGCCGCAACAACCAACAUGGGCCAGCGUAUGGUGGAAGGCGCGAACAUCAACAAGUCGCUUCUUGCCCUCGGAAACUGUAUCAACGCGCUCUGCGAGAGUGGUGGUGCCAUUCGUCAUGUUCCGUAUCGUAACAGCAAGCUUACGCGUCUCCUCAAGUUCUCCCUUGGCGGGAACUGCAAGACGGUGAUGAUUGUCUGCAUCGCGCCCACUUCUCUCCAUUUCGACGACACGCAGAACACCCUAGUUUACGCGGAACGCGCAACACGCAUCAAAACCAAAGUCGUCACGCGUAAUGUGGUCAACGUGGAUCGCCACGUUGGACAGUACGUCGAAGCCAUCAAUCGUCUCAAUCUUGAGGUCGCCGAACUCAAGCAGAAGUUGGCCGGGAAGCGGGACUCUGAGGCGGAGAAAGAGAAGCGAAAGCGACAAGAGGCGGCUGCCGAAGCCCAAAGAGCCAAGAGCGAUAUGCAGGUGAAAGCCGAUCAAAUGCAGCCAUCCAUCGUGGACGGUGCAACAUGUGCGGGCAAGAUCGCCGUUGCGGAAGCAAAGCUCAAGGUAAUCCGUGCUCGCCUUGCGGUACUAGAUGCACAGGCGUCUUCGUCCUCGCUUUCAUCUGACUCGGAAGCGGAGCGGCAGCUGUUAAAGGCUCUGGCAGGACCCGAGGAAGAGGUGGUCAAAUCUCAGUCUCAGCUAAACGCGCGCGUGCAGCGGUCAAACAAUUCGGGUGCCAUGUUUGAAGCAACUCUCCGCGCUGUCAGCGAACGGCGGUCUGACAAGUUGGACGAAUAUGCAGUGGACAAUGUGCGGCUGGAUGCGCGAUGGCGGAAAGCUGAGAUGGAACGCGCUAAAGCUGAGGCAAGCAAAACCGCGCUGCAAGAGGCAGUGGUGAGCCAAGCGGAGACCGUCGUGAGUCUAGUAGGCAUGCUGAGCAGGUGCACGGUGAUGCUCGGCGAGGCAAGCCGUAUCCUGAGUACUGCAGCGGCCGAAGGGCGAGACGGGAUCGAGGCCACGGUCAAAGCUCUCGCCUCGUCUCUUGGGAAAGUCACGGAGAGCAAUGAUGAGACAUUCAAAGCGGUGCUCGGGCACGCCCUCGGUGCAUAUGCCGUGGGCCAGGGACCUCCAUCCCUUGAUAACUUUAAAGGGUAUUCCGCGACUCUAGGCGUUGGUCGGACAACCUCUGGACCAACUGUCUCCGACAAUUCUAGAGCGAAGGUCUCACGGCGCUCAUCGUCAUAUGGUGCCUCUGCCCCUGGCUCUCCACUACGAAAGGCACAUAAGAGUCCACGGAAGUCAUUGCGGUCAAGUUUCGCGUCGGCGUCGCUCCCGUAUAGACGUGUAUCGGACAACAAGGGAAAGAAGAAGGGAGUGCAGUGGCGCGAUGAAGCAGGGCAGGGUGAUAUCGACGAUGGUGGCCUAGGUUCGACAGGACCAGUCAUAACAGUAACCAGUCCGAACACGUCUGCGUCCUUCUCAGCAUCUGAGCUGGUCCCGAGUUCAUCUAAGCGAAGCAUGUCCACUGGAGGUUCGGAGAGUGAAUGGGAAGAUGAGAAGACGGAGGACAGUGUCAAUCUCAGCUUCGCACAAACUUCAUUCCAAGAUGUCUCUACUUCCUUCAGUGCCCCUCACGCUGUGCGCAAGAGACCCAGAGCAAGCCGCCUCGAUCCCGGUUUCUUGAGAUCGAAGUCAAGAGGCUCAACACUUGGUAGUCUCGCUGAAGACGACGAGGACGGACCAGGUUUUCAAGGCACUCCAACUAAGAGAGGAAAUCCCUUGUCAGACCGGAGCAUGAACCGGAUUCCUUCACCGGAGGGCUCGUCUAGCGGUUCCAGCACCAUCAGCACCCUGCACAUCCCCAAGGGAAAGGACCGCCAACACGGUAGUCCAACCAAGCGGGUACCAAUGACGCCAAAAACUGUCGGUAUGAGCAAGGGUGCUCGACGAAGGUCGAACAUUGGCCCUGUCCGGAGUGAUCGACCGCGGCGGAGGUCGAGUAUGAUCCCACAACUCUCGCCGGUCGAUCACGAGAGCAACGACUCUGGGAACACAUCACAGGUAUUAGGCAAGAGCAUGAGUGGAGGUGCGAGGAGAGUCCAGCUUGGAGAGCGAUCCCCCGCGAAGAGGCUAAAGAGGAUGUCACUGCUUGCAGUCUCGUCUACCAGACCCACGACAUCCGCGAAGCCAAAACUACCCGAUGGAAACACCAGCGUUGACAUCAGCUUCAGAGGGAGCGGUAGGCCUACGUGGAGGUGA